CAACCCAUAUUAUAACUACGGGGGUCAUGGCUUUUAAAGGCCUCCAUUCCUAUUUCCUACCUCUCUGAGUUAUUUCAUUGAAGCGCACUCAACGUUCUCCACUGAAGCGUUCUCCAUUGAAUCUAAUUCUUGUAUCCCCCAUUGAAGCAGCUUCUAAGGGAUAUGGAGAUAGAAAUAGAGCAGAGUAGCGGAUCACGAAGAGGCCAAGGAGAGGAAAAAAGGAUUUUAAUGCUGGCACUGAACGUUCAAAGGCCGCCUGUGGAUAGACUAGAAGAUGGAACUGAAAGCCUCUACUUUGGAUGUGUAGAUUUUCACUCGGUGGAUCUGAAGCAGAAUAAAUUGACUCGUUGUUGCUUUCCUUCACUGAUCAUGGUUGAGGUUACAAAUGCCAUGGUGUCUUUGAAUGAAUGCAUCUACUUAGUGGGAGGUGUGACAAGUUCUAUAGCACGAUCACCUUUCAUCCAACGACUCCAAUCUGCAUCUCCCUUAUCCAACCGUACACACUACUUUGGUGGUUCUAGUCUUGACAUGUCUGAUGAGGCUGCAGUGUGGCGUCCAUCUCCUGUCUUCAUUGAGGAUUGCACUUCUUUCAACUAUGUUAGCUUUCUUGGCAAGAUUUACAACUUUGGAUCUAAUCGCCUUGCGCCCGAGGUUCUUGACCCUACCGUUGGCCACUGUAAGCUAAUCAGCCCUAUCCCUACAAGCCUUGUCGGUUGUAGUGUGUCUAUUCCUGUACUUCCUGACCCUUCCAACAAUCGCAUUCUUAUGCGCAUCUAUGGUGGUCCCCUUUCAUUGCCUUCCCUGUAUGCUUUCACUCCUCCUGUUGAUGUUGAUGGUAUUGGGACAUGGGAAUGUCUCACCCCUGAUUUCCCAAUUUGGGCUGAUUCUGCCGCUGUUGUUAAUGGUGUGAUAUACUUUCACUGCCAUAAAUUCCCAUCUCUUCUUUGUGCAUUUCAUAUAGCCAAGAAAAAAUGGUUGAACGUCCGGUGGGAUUCGUGCUUUAAGGACAAAGUUGAUAUGAAUGUCGAAAGGAUACACUUCGAUGCAAUGCUUCAUUUAGGCAACAAUAAUUUGUGCUUUGCUGGUUGGAUACCCGUAGAUAAUGCACCUACUGUAUCUACUAUCGAAAUUGUCUUUUUCAAGUUCAAAGUGCUAGACACUAGUGAAACCGUAAUCGUCAAGGCCUGCGACUCCUACUCAUUUGAACUUCCGCAGACUUACGAGGUGCUUCAUUUCCUCUCUGUUUAGCAAGCAGUGGUCUCGAGGAAGAGUACAAGUAUCUGUUGGUCCCGAGGAAAUUAGUUGCUCCUAUUGCUUGUACAUCGUCAUCCAAUUUCGAAUUCUGGAUGGUUUGCCUUUUGUGAUGAGUGAUAGAUUGUUAUUAGUCGUGGAAAUCUUAUAACAAUGAAAAAAAUUAGUUGUUAUGACUUAUGGGUAAUUAACUAGUUUUUGUGUCCAGACAAUGCGCUGUUUCAUUGUUUUAUUUAAAAAAAUAUUAAUUGUUUGCUUUUGCAAAUAUUAUUGAACAUCAAAAUACAUUAUUCUA
Messenger RNA from Chenopodium quinoa (quinoa), 1546 nucleotides. RefSeq lists its product as uncharacterized. The coding region runs from base 163 to 1248 and encodes 361 amino acids. Lineage: Eukaryota; Viridiplantae; Streptophyta; Magnoliopsida; Caryophyllales; Amaranthaceae. The transcript is spliced from 3 exons. Gene Ontology annotation, molecular function: protein binding. The record is from RefSeq and is a predicted model, not a curated record.